Hirsutella rhossiliensis is the source of this 3102-nucleotide messenger RNA. RefSeq names its product tetratricopeptide repeat domain-containing protein. Gene Ontology annotation, molecular function: protein binding. The transcript has 10 exons. The record is from RefSeq and is a predicted model, not a curated record. The coding region runs from base 1 to 3102 and encodes 1033 amino acids. NCBI's taxonomy places the organism in Eukaryota, Fungi, Ascomycota, Sordariomycetes, Hypocreales, Ophiocordycipitaceae.
AUGGGCCUCGUCGACGCUAGCCAUGUCUUUCUCCUCUUGCUAGUCGCCACCUUAUCCAUCUUCUUGGUGCGCAAUCGUUUGCUACCAGGUCCAGCGCGCAUCGAGGGGAAGCCAGCGAAAUAUGACAAGACGUUCCGUGUCCGCGGUGUUCCUCGCGAGUGGGAUCUCGCCCGUUUGCGGUCCUUCCUCCAGGAACGCGAUUCACACCUGACUGUCAAAUCACUCGCACGAGAGAUCCAUGGCCGUUCGUCGUCGGGCACCGUUACCUGCCGAGAUACCCCUGCCGUACUUUUGAUACCCCUGGAUCUGACCAACUCUUCGGGGGCGCGCCUCCAAGUCCUCACGCUGGACGACGACUUUGUCGGCAUGACGACACUCUUCGCACCGCCCGACAAGGACCACAGAAUCGAUGUCGUUGCUAUAUCGGGCCUCGGGGGCCACGCGUUUGGCUCUUUCAAAGAGAGAGGCGGGGAGCAUAUGUGGCUGCGAGACGCCCUGCCGUACGAUCUCAAGAGCGAGGCUACCGAGGGGCAUAUGGCGCGCGUGAUGACAUGUGGGUACGGGUCGGCGGUUGCGGAGAGCCAAAACACCGAUAACCUGGAAGACUUGGCAACGGCAUUCCACAACAGCCUCCUUCCGUUGGCCUCUUCUGCGCAAAGAAAGCCUAUUAUCUUCAUUGCCCACAGCCUGGGAGGACUGAUCUUGAAACAGAUGCUCAUUACUCUGGCAAAGUCGGAGCAAGAGGACGAUAAGAAGCUCUUAGAGGCUGUGUAUGGCAUCGUCUUCUUCGGCGUUCCACACGACGGCAUGGAUAUCAGCUUUCUUAUCCCCAUGGUCGGAGACGGGCCGAAUCGCACUCAGGGCCGAGGUGAAUCCGAAAUUGUCUGUUUCUACGAGACGAUGCAAUCACCAACGGCUGAACAGGAUGAGAGUGGCAACUGGGCCAUGUCAGGACCGCUGAAGGUGCUCGUCACCAAAUCCUCAGCGACCCAUUGCCGUCCGUGGGAGGACGGACCGGAGCACAUCUGUGCCGUCGCGCGGUCACAUUCGGGCAUGGUUAAGUUUAGGCCCAAUGACCCCGAGUAUGAUAAGGCCUGCGAGAGGCUGAGGGGCCUUGCUCGACGGGCGGUGACGGGGCGUCGUCGACGGCAGGCACUUAACGCGAAGUUCCUUGUGCCAUACAAUAAGAAUCAAGACUUCGUCGGACGAUCCAACAUCUCAGAAGACCUCAAGCAGCAGCUGGGUUUCGGUCAGCGCCCUGGAGCCGCAGGGUCGCAACCCAGAGUGGCGCUGCACGGUCUGGGCGGAGUUGGAAAAACGCAAAUUGUCAACGCGGAGCGAUUCCGUCAGUCAUUUGCUUCCAUCGCGCAAGAAUGCCAAGUUCCCGGCCAUGAUGAUCCUAAAUCGGAUGUGCUGCCACUGGUGAAGGGAUGGCUGGGGAAAAAGGAAAAUGGGCGGUGGCUCAUGGUUCUCGACAACGCCGACGACGCGCAGCUCCUCUUCGGCGCUAUCGGUAGCGGCUCCAUGCUCGCGACAACCAGGAACAAGCAAGCAGCCGUGAAGCUGACCAAAUCGACCCGUAUCGUGGAGGUUCGCAAAAUGGACGAGGAGGAGUCGAUUGAGCUGCUCCAAACAAGACUUAAGGAAGAUGACAAGGCUACCUCUAGGGUCAACCCGAUUGAACUAUCAAUACUAUCCUCGCGCCUAGAGUACCUACCGCUCGCGCUCGUCCAGGCGGCUGCUUUCAUUCGGGAGAAUAGCGUUUCUAUCGAAUCGUAUCUCGGGCUGCUCAGCGAGAGUGACAAAAACAUCGUCGACCUGCUGAGCGCGGAGUUCGAGACGAUCGGACGGGACUCGGAGGCUCCACAGGCGGUAGCGCAGACGUGGAUGCUCUCGUUCCGACAGAUUAAGGAACAGGAUGCAUUAGCGGGCAAUUGUCUUUCGCUGAUGAGCUUGUUCGACCGGCAGGGCAUUCCGAUGUCGUUUCUGUCGCACUACGGUGCACAGGAACGCAACGGAGGUCCGAAGAACAAUCUGGAGCUGACAAAAUCUGUUGGGCUACUAAAGGCCUUCAGUCUCAUUUCAAAGGAGAAGAGCGGCAACCUGGACAUCCAUCGGCUGGUGCAGCUGGUGACUCGAAAGUGGCUCGUCAACGACGGCAAGAUGAGUGAGUUUGGGCGGGAAGCGCUGCUGACGGUAUCGCAAAUGUAUCCUUUUGGGAGGUUUGAGAACCGGACGGUGUGUAGGGAUGGGGAGAAGGCGAAGGCGUCCCUGCUUCAUUGCGUGGCGAGCUACUUUAAUUUCGAGGGAAAAUGGAGUGACGCAGAGAAACUUAGCGUAGAUGCUGUCGAGACCCGCAAGAGGGUGCUGGGCGAGGAGCAUCCCUCAACGCUGACCAGCAUGGCCAACCUCGCGUUGACGUACUCGAAUCAGGGGCGGUGGAAGGAGGCGGAGGAGCUCGGGGUGCAGGUGAUGGAGACCCGCAAGAGGGUGCUGGGCGAGGAGCAUCCCGACACGCUGACCAGCAUGGCCAACAUCGCGUCGACGUACCGGAAUCAGGGGCGGUGGAAGGAGGCGGAGGAGCUCGGGGUGCAGGUGAUGGAGACCCGCAAGAGGGUGCUGGGCGAGGAGCAUCCCGACACGCUGACCAGCAUGGCCAACCUCGCGUUGACGUACUCGAAUCAGGGGCGGUGGAAGGAGGCGGAGGAGCUCGGGGUGCAGGUGAUGGAGACCCGCAAGAGGGUGCUGGGCGAGGAGCAUCCCGACACGCUGACCAGCAUGGCCAACCUCGCGUCGACGUACUGGAAUCAGGGGCGGUGGAAGGAGGCGGAGGAGCUCGAGGUGCAGGAACUGGGUAUCUGCAAGAGGGUGCUAGGCGAGGAGCAUCCCGACACGCUGACCAGCAUGGCCAACCUCGCGUCGACGUACCGGAAUCAGGGGCGGUGGAAGGAGGCGGAGGAGCUCGGGGUGCAGGUGAUGGAGACCCGCAAGAGGGUGCUGGGCGAGGAGCAUCCCGACACGCUGACCAGCAUGGCCAACCUCGCGUUGACGUACUCGAAUCAGGGCGGUGGAAGGAGGCGGAGGAGCUCGGGGUGCAGGUGA